ACGGGAUGAAAGUUUCCUAGGGCUUGGCCUCACGCAAGGUAUACGAGGCUCGGAGGGACACACCGCGGAGGGAUUCGGUUUGUUGUGGUGAGGGGAGGGGGAGACGCUGACAAACCAAGAUGGCGGCGGCGGCGGUGAAGGCCGCGGCUGCUGGGAGUUAACUGUAGUGGUGAAGGCUGCGGUAGUUGGGAGGCAGCGGCCGACUUUGGAAGGAACGGAGCAGGACGAAGAGGCGGUAGCAGUAGCGCUAGCCUGAGCCUCUCAGAGCGUGGCAGCUACACGCCCCCCAAGGCCCUCGGCGGGCGGCGGCCGCCCCGCUUAGGGCCUAGUCUCCGAGCAGUGCCUCGGCUUCAUACAGCGGCGUCCGCCAUGAGUCCUUAAGGGUGGUCCGAGCCCUCCAGUCCUAGGGCCCACCAUGGAGCCGGGGUCCGACGACUUCCUGCCGCCGCCGGAGUGCCCGGUGUUCGAGCCUAGCUGGGCCGAGUUCCGAGACCCUCUGGGCUACAUCGCGAAAAUCAGGCCCAUCGCCGAGAAGUCGGGCAUUUGCAAGAUCCGCCCACCCGCGGACUGGCAGCCACCCUUUGCUGUAGAAGUGGACAACUUCAGGUUUACUCCCCGAAUCCAGAGACUGAAUGAACUAGAGGCCCAGACAAGAGUGAAGCUGAACUACUUGGACCAGAUUGCCAAAUUCUGGGAAAUCCAGGGCUCCUCCUUAAAGAUUCCCAAUGUAGAACGGCGGAUCUUAGACCUCUACAGCCUCAGCAAAAUCGUGGUGGAGGAAGGUGGCUAUGAAGCCAUCUGCAAAGACCGUCGGUGGGCCCGGGUGGCCCAGCGCCUCAACUACCCACCAGGCAAAAACAUUGGCUCCCUGCUACGCUCCCACUAUGAACGCAUCGUUUACCCCUAUGAGAUGUACCAGUCUGGAGCCAACCUGGUGCAGUGCAACACACGUCCAUUUGAUAAUGAGGAAAAGGACAAGGAAUACAAACCGCACAGUAUCCCCCUUCGACAGUCUGUACAGCCUUCCAAGUUCAAUAGCUAUGGCCGGCGGGCCAAGAGGCUGCAGCCUGACCCGGAACCCACGGAGGAAGACAUUGAAAAGAAUCCGGAGCUGAAGAAGCUACAGAUCUAUGGGGCAGGCCCCAAGAUGAUGGGCCUGGGCCUCAUGGCCAAGGAUAAGACCCUGCGGAAGAAAGAUAAGGAAGGGCCUGAGUGUCCCCCCACCGUAGUGGUGAAGGAGGAGUCAGGCGGGGAUGUGAAGGUGGAGUCAACCUCACCUAAGACCUUCCUGGAGAGCAAGGAGGAGCUGAGUCACAGCCCAGAGCCCUGCACCAAGAUGACCAUGAGACUGCGGAGGAACCACAGCAAUGCCCAGUUUAUCGAGUCAUAUGUAUGCCGGAUGUGUUCCCGAGGGGAUGAGGAUGACAAGCUUCUGCUGUGUGAUGGCUGUGAUGACAACUACCACAUCUUCUGCCUGCUGCCUCCUCUGCCUGAGAUUCCCAAGGGUGUCUGGCGGUGCCCAAAGUGUGUCAUGGCGGAGUGUAAGCGCCCCCCUGAAGCCUUUGGCUUUGAGCAGGCUACCCGGGAAUACACUCUGCAGAGCUUUGGCGAGAUGGCUGACUCCUUUAAAGCCGAUUACUUCAACAUGCCCGUGCACAUGGUGCCUACAGAACUCGUGGAGAAAGAGUUCUGGCGGCUGGUGAACAGCAUUGAGGAAGAUGUGACUGUUGAGUAUGGGGCUGACAUCCAUUCCAAAGAAUUUGGCAGCGGUUUCCCUGUCAGUGACAGUAAGCGGCACCUAACCCCCGAGGAGGAGGAGUAUGCCACCAGUGGUUGGAACCUGAAUGUGAUGCCAGUGUUGGAGCAGUCCGUACUGUGCCACAUCAAUGCAGAUAUUUCCGGCAUGAAGGUGCCCUGGCUCUAUGUGGGCAUGGUCUUCUCAGCCUUUUGCUGGCAUAUUGAGGAUCACUGGAGUUACUCCAUUAACUACCUCCAUUGGGGUGAGCCGAAGACCUGGUAUGGGGUACCCUCUCUUGCGGCGGAACAUUUGGAAGAGGUGAUGAAGAAGCUGACACCUGAGCUCUUUGAUAGCCAGCCUGACCUCCUGCACCAACUUGUCACCCUCAUGAAUCCCAACACCCUCAUGUCCCAUGGUGUGCCGGUUGUCCGCACAAACCAGUGUGCAGGAGAAUUCGUCAUUACUUUCCCUCGUGCUUACCACAGUGGCUUCAACCAAGGCUACAACUUUGCAGAGGCUGUCAACUUUUGCACUGCUGAUUGGUUGCCGGCUGGGCGCCAGUGCAUUGAGCACUACCGCCGGCUCCGAAGAUACUGUGUCUUCUCCCAUGAGGAGCUCAUCUGUAAGAUGGCUGCCUGCCCAGAGAAGCUGGACCUGAACCUGGCAGCGGCUGUGCAUAAGGAGAUGUUCAUCAUGGUGCAGGAGGAACGGCGUCUACGAAAGGCCCUGCUUGAGAAGGGCAUCACAGAAGCUGAGCGAGAGGCUUUCGAGCUGCUCCCAGAUGAUGAGCGCCAGUGCAUCAAGUGCAAGACCACGUGCUUCCUAUCAGCCCUGGCCUGCUAUGACUGCCCAGAUGGCCUUGUCUGCCUUUCCCACAUCAAUGACCUCUGCAAGUGCUCCAGUAGCCGGCAGUACCUGCGGUAUCGAUACACCUUGGAUGAGCUCCCUGCCAUGCUGCAUAAGCUGAAGGUUCGGGCCGAGUCCUUUGACACCUGGGCCAACAAAGUUCGAGUGGCCCUGGAGGUGGAGGAUGGGCGGAAGCGCAGCCUUGAAGAGCUGAGGGCACUAGAGUCCGAGGCCCGUGAGCGGAGGUUUCCGAGCAGUGAGCUGCUGCAGCGACUGAAGAACUGCCUGAGCGAGGCGGAGGCUUGCGUGUCCCAGGCUCUGGGACUCGUCAGUGGCCAGGAGGCCGGCCCCCACAGGGUGGCUGGUCUACAGAUGACCCUGGCUGAGCUCCGGGCCUUUCUGGACCAGAUGAACAACCUGCCUUGUGCCAUGCACCAGAUUGGGGAUGUCAAGGGUAUUCUGGAACAGGUGGAGGUCUACCAGGCUGAGGCCCGUGAGGCCCUGGCCUCACUGCCCUCCAGUCCAGGGCUACUGCAGUCCCUGUUGGAGAGGGGGCAGCAGCUGGGGGUGGAGGUGCCUGAGGCCCAGCAGCUCCAGCGGCAGGUGGAGCAGGCGCGAUGGCUGGAUGAGGUGAAGCGCACACUGGCCCCCUCAGCCCGAAGGGGCACCCUGGCUGUCAUGCGGGGACUGUUGGUCGCGGGUGCUAGUGUAGCCCCUAGCCCUGCUGUCGAUAAGGCCCGGGCUGAGCUGCAGGAGCUGCUGACCAUUGCUGAACGCUGGGAGGAGAAAGCCCACCUCUGCCUGGAGGCCAGGCAGAAGCAUCCACCAGCCACACUCGAGGCCAUAAUCCAUGAGGCAGAAAACAUCCCUGUUCACCUGCCCAACAUCCAGGCUCUCAAAGAGGCUCUUGCUAAGGCCCGGGCCUGGAUUGCUGAUGUGGACGAGAUCCAGAAUGGUGACCACUACCCCUGCUUGGAUGACUUAGAGGGCCUGGUGGCUGUGGGCCGGGACCUACCUGUGGGGUUGGAGGAGCUGAGACAGCUAGAGCUGCAGGUACUGACAGCGCACUCCUGGAGGGAGAAGGCCUCCAAGACCUUCCUCAAGAAGAAUUCUUGCUACACACUGCUGGAGGUGCUCUGCCCGUGUGCAGACGCUGGCUCGGACAGCACCAAACGCAGCCGGUGGAUGGAGAAGGAGCUGGGGUUGUACAAAUCUGACACGGAGCUGCUGGGACUGUCUGCACAGGAUCUCAGGGACCCAGGCUCUGUGAUCGUGGCCUUCAAGGAGGGGGAACAGAAGGAGAAGGAGGGUAUCCUGCAGCUGCGUCGCACCAACUCCGCCAAGCCCAGUCCACUGGCAUCAUCAGCCACAGCUUCCUCUGCAACCUCUGUGUGUGUGUGUGGGCAGGUGCCGGCUGGGGUGGGAGCUCUGCAGUGUGACCUGUGUCAGGACUGGUUCCAUGGGCGAUGUGUGUCGGUACCCCGCCUCCUCAGCUCCCCGAGGCCCAGUCCCACCUCUUCCCCACUGCUGGCCUGGUGGGAGUGGGACACCAAAUUCUUGUGUCCGCUGUGCAUGCGCUCACGGCGCCCGCGCCUGGAAACCAUCCUGGCACUGCUGGUAGCCCUGCAGAGACUGCCUGUGCGGCUGCCCGAGGGCGAGGCUCUGCAGUGUCUCACAGAGAGGGCCAUCAGCUGGCAAGGCCGUGCCAGGCAGGCUUUGGCCUCUGAGGAUGUGACUGCUCUGUUGGGACGGCUGGCUGAGCUUCGCGAGCGGCUGCAGGCUGAACCCAAGUCUGAGGAACCCUCUACCUACCCUUCAGCCCCUGCCUCUGACCCUCUCAGAGAAGGCAGUGGCAAGGAUAUGCCCAAGGUCCCAGGCUUACUGGAGAACGGAGACAGUGUGACCAGUCCUGAGAAGGUAGCCCCGGGGGAGGGCUCAGGUAAGAGAGACCUGGAGCUGCUAUCCUCACUGUUGCCACAGUUGACUGGCCCCGCAUUAGAGCUGCCUGAGGCAACCCGGGCCCCUCUGGAGGAGCUCAUGUUAGAAGGGGACCUGCUUGAGGUGACCCUGGAUGAGAACCACAGCAUCUGGCAGCUACUGCGGGCUGGGCAGCCUCCAGACAUGGAGCGGAUCCGCACACUUCUGGAGCUGGAGAAGGCAGAGCGCCAUGGGAGCCGGGCACGGGGCCGGGCAUUGGAGAGGCGGCGACGGCGGAAGGUGGAUCGGGGUGGGGAGGGCGACGACCCAGCCCGAGAGGAGCUAGAGCCAAAGAGGGGGGAGAACAGUGCCUCCAUCACCUGUCAGCGGAGCAGCUGCAGUGCUGGCGGGAGCACUAGGGCUGAAGUCUGGGAGCUCUGGGUUCUGAAAACAAGUUCUACCGGGUUCUCCUUACCUGUGGGCAAGACGUCCUGAGUCUCCCCCUACCCCCUCCCCCAACCAGUUUUCCCCAUCUCCCAACAGAUGGGCCUGAACCCUCUCACCUAAACUGCCACAGCCCCUUCCAACUUUAUGCCCUCCAGUCUGUCCUCCUCAAGCCCCCCAGAGGCAUUUUUGGUUUUGGCUUUAUUGAGAUCUAAUUUAUACAUCGUAAAGUUUACCUGUUUUAAAUGUAAAAUUCAGUGAUUUAGAGCGCUGUUUCUAAAGUACAGAUCCGAUCAUGUCACUCUUGCUGCUUAAAACCAUCCAUGCUUUAUUGCCCUUAAGAUCAAGAUUAUAUUUAUGAUCUCAAUUCUUUCUGGAAUGCUUUCCUGUCUGACCCAUAUACCAUGUUCAGGGAUGCUUCCCUGACUUUUCUCUACCCUAAAGGGUUUCUUCUGCCCCCGUGAAUGGAGACUAAAGCUCAGAUGUGUGCUCAUUUGCAGCCCAAGUUCACUUUUACAGCUUUAUUGUGAUAUAAUUUAUACAUCAUACAGUUUACCCCCUUAAAGUAUACAAUUCAGUGGCUUUUAGUAUAUUCUAGUUGUGCAACUGUCACUGCAAAAUAUUUUAGAAUGUUUUUUCAUCAUUCCAAAAUGAAACCACACUCCUUAGGCAUCACNAUCACAC
Molecule: messenger RNA, 5629 nt
Organism: Ailuropoda melanoleuca (giant panda)
Lineage: Eukaryota; Metazoa; Chordata; Mammalia; Carnivora; Ursidae
Gene: KDM5C
Product: lysine demethylase 5C
Exons: 27
Coding region: 416-4996 (1526 amino acids)
Biological process (GO): regulation of DNA-templated transcription; chromatin remodeling
Cellular component (GO): nucleus; chromatin
Molecular function (GO): histone H3K4me/H3K4me2/H3K4me3 demethylase activity; DNA binding
Source: RefSeq, a predicted model, not a curated record